AGACAACCUUGGAACAUUAAACAUUAAGAGUUCAGUUCGUGACCACAUUGUGACAACUACGAACCUACUCCUAAAACCUCGUCCAUCAACCACCAACCACAGAUGAUAUCACAAUAGUUUUGGUGGAGGAUUAAAAUGGCGCUUAGAGGGAAUAUAACGCCAAAGACUAUUAUGGCACCUGCAGCCGCCUUCACCAUGGCAUGUGUCUUGUUUGUCUACACCCGUUCUUCUAUGAGAGAGGCCAAGCGCAAUGCUCAACAUGAACGGGCGCAAAAAAGAAAUCAGCCAAGCGGGCCAAGCGGCAGGGCAGAGUAAAGAAGAUUGAAGCGGACCAGGUUUCUAUCUUGCAGGAUGAAUCUCACCGCUUCUCUUUUGCGCCAUGUUAUAAAUCAUUUCGCCACAAAGUGAAACGCGGACGUCGAUGAGACCAUAUGAUGCAAACUCGAUUGGCUCAACGUGCUUCGCCGGAUGGUAUUGGGAGAGAGUAGGCCUCCGAAGAAAAGACCUCAUGGAAAAACAAGAAUGCUAUUAAGGCCCGACCAUCAUAGUGUGAAGGAGGGAAAUGUCAUAAGAAUGACUAGCUGAGCCCGUUGGUGUAGGAUCCUAUGGGACCUAUUAUCCAAGGUUGUCUUCGGGUGUUACAACCUCUUUCGUUAGAGAACGCCAAUAGGAUAAUCGUCUCUUUCCUGAAUGUGAUAGACAAUGACUAUUGAUUGGUUAUUCGGAUUACGAAUCGAUCGAGGAUGUGAUAUCGAGGAGUAAAGAAUUCGAAUUCAGGGUCGGGCGUUAUUUUAUAUUAUUCGACUCAGGGUACCUAUUGUUGUACCUAGCCCGCGUGUAUCAACAAUUAUCAUAACUGAAGCCACUGACUGACAACUGCUAGAGACCCCACUACAACCCCUGUCACGGGUAUCUUACGUGGAUUUUUAAGCUCUAAGGCACACCUGCUUGGUAACAUUUAGCGUAGAGUUAAUAGGUAUUAGGUGGUAUUAGGUAAUGGGUUCUACGUAAUUGUCUACCUGUCGCAAACC
Hypoxylon trugodes is the source of this 1031-nucleotide messenger RNA. RefSeq lists its product as uncharacterized. The record is from RefSeq and is a predicted model, not a curated record. The transcript is spliced from 4 exons. The coding region runs from base 136 to 315 and encodes 59 amino acids. Lineage: Eukaryota; Fungi; Ascomycota; Sordariomycetes; Xylariales; Hypoxylaceae.